GAUUCGGUGCAGCAUUCCAUGGUGCAGGGUUUAAGUGUAGCAGUCUUGUCCGGCGUUCUUAUUCUACGAUAUCCAUGUGAGCCGGGUAGCCGAGAUGUUGUCUAUCGCUAUGCAUUGUUCGAUACUAUCUUUGAUUGUUUUAUGCUUGGCUCCACCGGUUAAUCUCCGAAGGGUUUUCAGAUGUCCUUCUGCGUGCACUUGCUCCAAGGAGUCGAUUAUUUGUGUCGGGUCUUCGUCUGUCCCACGGAUUACACCUUACGACAUCAAUUCACUGAGCAUUGUAAAUGGGACAUUUUCCGAAAUAAAGGAGGCUAUGUUCUCACACAUGCCUUCUAUACAAUUACUGCUUCUCAAUUCAAAUUCAGUCACGAACAUAAGGGACGAUGCGUUCUCCGGACUUCCGCACCUGGAAUAUCUAUUCAUUGAGAGUAACAAGAUACAGACAACGUCUAGAUAUGCUUUCAGAGGUCUCCGGGACCUGACCCAUCUGUCUUUGGCAAACAACCACAUUAAGGCUUUGCCAAGGGAUCUCUUCAUCGAUCUGGACUCUUUGAUAGAGCUUGACCUGAGGGGGAACAUGUUUGAGUGCGACUGUCGGGCCAAGUGGCUGAUGACAUGGCUGAAAAGCACCAACGCCACGGUGACGGAUGUGGUCUGCGCGGGCCCCGAAGACAUGAAGGGGAAACGCCUCAACGACCUGGCCAGCCUGCGGAAUGAGUGCAUCUCCACAGACUUUGUCCUCCAUCAGUCAGUGGCCACAGAGUCUCUGUCAGUGGACACCUUCUCCUAUAAGAAUGACGUGUACGUGGCAAUCGCUGCCCCCACCGCAGAGAGCUGCAUGGUCAUGGAGUGGGACCACAUUGAAAUGACCUUCAGGAGUUAUGACAACAUCACUGGACAGUCGAUCGUUGGAUGCAAGUCUGUCAUCAUUGAAAACCAGGUCUUUGUCAUCGUGGCCCAGCUGUUCGGAGGCUCGCACAUCUACAAGUUUGACGAAGACCAGAGCAAGUUCACCAAAUUUCAGGACAUCGAAGUGACCAAGAUCUCCAAGCCUAAUGACAUCGAAGCCUUCCAGAUUGGCACCGAGUGGUUCUUCGUGAUCGCCGACAGCUCCAAGGCGGGCCUCUCCACCCUGUACAAAUGGAACGACAAGGGAUUCUACUCCUACCAGUCCCUGCACGAGUGGUUUCGGGACACGGACGCCGAGUUCAUCGACCUGGACGGGAAGGCCCACCUCAUCCUAGCCAGCCGCUCACAGGUCCCGGUCAUCUACCAGUGGGACAAGAGCGCUCAGAAGUUUGUGCAGCACGGCGACAUCCCUAAUAUGGAGGACGUGGUGGCAGUCAAAGCCUUCCACAUCAAAGAGGAGCUCUACCUGGCUAUGACCCGGUACAUCGGCGACUCCAAGGUCCUGAGGUGGACCAACAAGCAGGUAGUGGAGGUGCAGGCCGUGCCCUCUCGCGGCUCCAUGAUCAUGCAGCCCUUCUCCUUCAAAGACCGACACUACCUGGCCCUGGGCAGCGACUACACCUUCUCACACAUGUACCUGUGGAACGAGGAGAAGAAAGUCUUCGAGAGGUUCAAGGAGGUCUACAUCCAGGCGCCGCGGUCCUUCACCGUGGUGUCCACGGAUCGCCGGGAUUUCCUCUUCUCUUCCAGCUUCAAGGGCAACACUCAGAUCUUUGAGCAUAUCAUCAUUGAUCUCAGCUUGUGAAUGUCGGUCAGGCCCCGGGCUUCUUGCCCUGGUCCAAUCUCCUCCUCUGUCAGUUAG
Molecule: messenger RNA, 1771 nt
Organism: Conger conger (European conger)
Lineage: Eukaryota; Metazoa; Chordata; Actinopteri; Anguilliformes; Congridae
Gene: lgi2a
Product: leucine-rich repeat LGI family, member 2a
Exons: 8
Coding region: 95-1714 (539 amino acids)
Biological process (GO): inhibitory synapse assembly
Molecular function (GO): protein binding
Source: RefSeq, a predicted model, not a curated record